AUGAAUUCAAGUCAAGCAACGAAAGAGUCCGUCCCCUCGCUAUGCAUGGCCGCUGAAAGCGACUUUGAAAAUCUUCAACAGCCUUCCUUUUUCUUUCCUCUCAUCUUGUACGUAAUCAUCAACAUCAUAAUGGCUCCUGUCGCUGUGGUCUUGAACGCGCUGGUGAUGAUCGCCGUAAAGACAAAAUCCCAAUUGAGGGCCCAAAAGUCGAACGUUGUAUUAGCCAUGUUUGCAUUGACCGAUUUUUUGGUGGGAAUUCUUGCACAGCCCAUCUUCAUUGCGGGGAUUAUAUCUAUCUUACUUCAGGAAAGCAAUGGGCAGUCGUGCGUAACGCAAAUUUUGUCUUUUGCUAUUGCAAACUCGUUGUUCACUAGCUCGCUACUUCACCUAGUGUUAGCUAGUGGGGAACGUUAUGUAGCCAUAAAACACCCUUUUCAAUACACUUUCAUCGUCUCAGAAGCUCGCUUAUUGGUUGCCUCUCUACUGGCUUGGGAUCUAUCUGUGACUGUACACAUUCUACUUGCUGCUGACACUGUUGUAUUUUUUAGCAUUAACAGCACAGUCAUUGGACUGUCCAUUGCUAUAAUUGUUUUCUGUCAUGGUUCAGUGUACUUGGAAACUCGACGACACGAACACCAAAUUGCAGUGCAGCAACUUACAAUGGAAGCCAGGAAACAAUUUGAAAAAGACAGAAAGGCCUUCAAAGUAACAUCUAUUGUAAUUGGGGUUCUUAUACUGUGUUGUACACCGUUAAUUUUUUGUAGAAGUGUCCUUUUUCAACUUUACAUACCCUCCUUAAAUAACUUUUAUAUAAUUAUCUUUUUGGCUUCGACGGUAGUGUUUUUCAACUCGUUACUAAAUCCUGUGAUUUACUGUAUCAGAAUCAGACAAUUUCGUGUCGCUUUCAUCGAAUUAAUAUUUAGAAAUGUGAACUUUGCGAGGGCUAAAGAAAUUGAGAGGCAAUGGUUUGGAGAGCCAAACGCUGCGAAU
Molecule: messenger RNA, 990 nt
Organism: Porites evermanni
Lineage: Eukaryota; Metazoa; Cnidaria; Anthozoa; Scleractinia; Poritidae
Source: the annotation of a GenBank genome assembly